Molecule: messenger RNA, 3897 nt
Organism: Lactuca virosa
Lineage: Eukaryota; Viridiplantae; Streptophyta; Magnoliopsida; Asterales; Asteraceae
Source: the annotation of a GenBank genome assembly
AUGGAUCCGGUUGAUGCAGAAAUUGCAAAGACACAGGAAGAAAGGAAGAUUAUGGAGGCAGCCCUAGCGCCAAACUCCAUUACUUUUGAUACUGAGCUUUAUGAUGGGAGCAAUCGGUUUCAGGAUUAUAACAGGGAGAUUCCUGCUAAUGAUGAUGAAGAGAACGCUGAUGCCAUGGAUAAUGAGGUUGCUAGGAAAUUAGCUUCUUACACUGCCCCAAGGUCUCUCUUGAAUGAUAUGCCCAGAGGUGGAGAUGAUGACGAAUCUUUGGGGUUUAAGAAAUCACAGAGGAUUAUCGACAGGGAGGAUGACUACAGAAGAAGAAGGUUGAAUCAGGUUAUCUCACCAGAAAGACAUGAUGCUUUUGCAAAUGGGGACAAAACUCCAAAACCUGAAACAAGAACAUAUGCUGAUAUUAUGAGGGAAGCUGCUUUGAAAAGAGAGAAAGAGGAGACAUUGAAGGUGAUUGCUAGGAGGAAAAAGGAAGAGGAAGAGAACAAAGCAGCUGGAAAGGAAAGGGAACCAGCUGCUACACAGCCAUCUCAAAAGAGAAGAAACAGAUGGGAUCAAAAUCAAGACAAUUCAGAUGCAAAGAAAGCAAAAAGUGGUUCUGAUUGGGAUAUGCCAGAUUCAACUCCAGGGAUUGGAAGAUGGGAUGCUACUCCAACUCCGGGUAGAAUCGGUGAUGCCACUCCUUCUUUAUCCCGGAAAAACAGAUGGGAUGAAACUCCUACACCUGGUCGUUUGGCUGAUUCCGAUGCUACCCCUGCUGGUGGGGCCACUCCAGGUGCUACUCCAGCUGGAAUGGCAUGGGAUGCUACUCCAAAGCUCUCUGGCCUUGCUACCCCUACACCAAAACGCCAAAGAUCAAGAUGGGAUGAAACUCCAGCUACCAUGGGAAGUGCGACACCUGGCGGUGCUACACCCGCAGCCGCCUACACACCUGGCGUGACACCUGUCGGUGGGGUCGAACUCGCCACCCCAACUCCCGGAGCUAUAAAUCUCCGUGGCGCCAUCACACCUGAACAGUAUAACUUACUUAGAUGGGAGAAAGACAUUGAAGACAGGAAUCGCCCUUUAACAGAUGAAGAACUUGACACCAUGUUUCCUCAAGAAGGCUACAAGAUUCUUGAACCUCCACCUUCUUAUGUCCCAAUCAGAACUCCUGCAAGAAAGCUUCUUGCUACCCCAACUCCUCUUGGAACACCUCUGUACUCGAUUCCUGAAGAAAACAGGGGACAACAUUUUGAUGUUCCAAAAGAAAUGCCAGGUGGGCUUCCGUUCAUGAAGCCAGAAGAUUAUCAGUAUUUUGGCGCUUUGUUAAACGAAGAAGACGAAGAGGAACUCUCUCCAGAUGAACAGAAAGAGCGAAAGAUCAUGAAACUUCUUCUCAAGGUCAAAAAUGGAACUCCCCCUCAAAGGAAAACCGCUUUGAGACAGCUCACUGAUAAAGCCCGUGAACUUGGUGCUGGACCUUUGUUCAACCGUAUUCUUCCUUUACUUAUGCAGCCUACUUUGGAAGAUCAAGAGAGACAUUUGCUUGUGAAAGUUAUUGAUCGAGUCCUUUACAAACUCGAUGAACUCGUUCGACCUUAUGUUCACAAGAUUCUUGUUGUGAUUGAACCUUUGUUGAUUGAUGAAGAUUAUUACGCGCGUGUUGAAGGUAGAGAAAUCAUCUCCAAUCUCAGUAAAGCAGCCGGUUUAGCCACCAUGAUUGCUGCAAUGCGUCCGGAUAUCGACAACAUCGAUGAAUAUGUCAGAAACACAACUGCUAGAGCUUUCAGUGUUGUUGCAUCAGCACUUGGCAUCCCUGCUUUGUUACCAUUCUUGAAGGCUGUUUGUCAGAGUAAGAAGUCAUGGCAAGCAAGACACACAGGUAUCAAGAUUGUUCAACAAAUCGCCAUUCUUAUCGGUUGUGCUGUUCUUCCUCACUUGAGGUCUCUAGUUGAGAUCAUAGAACAUGGUCUUAAUGAUGAAAAUCAGAAAGUCAGAACAAUUACUGCUUUGUCCUUAGCUGCUCUAGCCGAGGCUGCUGCUCCCUAUGGUAUUGAAAGCUUUGACUCGGUUCUUAAACCGUUAUGGAAGGGUAUCCGGUCCCACCGUGGUAAAGUUCUAGCUGCUUUCUUGAAGGCAAUCGGGUUUAUCAUCCCUCUAAUGGAUGCUAUUUACGCGAGUUACUACACAAAAGAAGUUAUGGUGAUUUUGAUUCGUGAGUUCCAGUCACCAGAUGAAGAAAUGAAGAAGAUUGUUCUGAAAGUGGUGAAACAGUGUGUGAGUACAGAAGGUGUUGAGGCUGAUUACAUUCGUAGCGAUAUCCUACCGGAAUUCUUCCGGAACUUUUGGGUGAGACGAAUGGCAUUGGACAGAAGAAACUACAGACAGCUUGUUGACACGACAGUGGAAAUUGCAAACAAAGUUGGUGUUCCCGACAUUGUUGGAAGAAUAGUUGAAGACUUGAAAGAUGAAAGCGAGCCUUACAGACGAAUGGUGAUGGAGACAAUCGAAAAAGUUGUAGCAAAUUUGGGUGCUUCCGACAUCGAUCCACGAUUAGAAGAGCUUUUGAUCGAUGGGAUUUUGUAUGCUUUUCAAGAGCAAACAAGCGAUGACGCGAAUGUAAUGCUUAACGGGUUUGGUGCGGUUGUGAAUGCUCUUGGUCAACGAGUCAAACCUUAUCUCCCUCAAAUCUGUGGUACCAUAAAAUGGCGUCUAAACAACAAAAGCGCCAAAGUCAGACAACAAGCAGCUGAUUUAAUUUCAAGAAUCGCAGUUGUCAUGAAACAGUGUCAAGAAGAACAACUAAUGGGACAUCUUGGAGUUGUGUUAUACGAGUAUUUAGGAGAAGAAUACCCUGAAGUUUUGGGGUCUAUCUUGGGCGCAUUAAAAGCAAUUGUGAAUGUUAUCGGUAUGACGAAAAUGACCCCCCCGAUAAAAGACCUUUUGCCACGUUUAACCCCUAUCUUGAAAAAUCGUCACGAAAAGGUCCAAGAAAACUGUAUCGAUUUAGUCGGACGUAUCGCUGACCGUGGAGCUGAAUUUGUCCCCGCAAGAGAAUGGAUGCGAAUCUGUUUCGAGCUUCUGGAGAUGCUAAAAGCCCACAAAAAAGGAAUCCGUAGAGCCACAGUCAACACAUUCGGCUACAUUGCAAAAGCAAUUGGGCCACAAGACGUGUUAGCAACUCUACUCAAUAACCUAAAAGUCCAAGAGAGACAAAACCGCGUUUGCACCACUGUAGCAAUCGCAAUCGUGGCUGAAACAUGUUCGCCAUUUACGGUUCUCCCCGCGUUGAUGAACGAGUAUCGUGUCCCGGAAUUGAAUGUUCAAAAUGGUGUUUUGAAAUCGUUAUCUUUUCUUUUUGAAUAUAUCGGUGAAAUGGGGAAGGAUUAUAUCUACGCGGUGACUCCGUUGCUUGAAGAUGCGUUGAUGGAUAGGGAUUUGGUGCACAGACAGACGGCAGCGAGUGCGGUGAAGCACAUGGCGUUGGGGGUGGCGGGGUUGGGGUGUGAGGACGCGUUGGUCCAUUUGUUGAAUUAUGUGUGGCCGAAUAUAUUUGAGACGUCCCCUCAUGUGAUAAACGCGGUGAUGGAGGCGAUUGAGGGGAUGAGGGUGGCGUUGGGGGCGGCCGUGGUGUUGAAUUACUGUUUGCAGGGGCUGUUUCAUCCGGCCAGGAAGGUGAGGGAGGUGUAUUGGAAGAUUUACAAUUCGUUGUAUAUUGGGGCUCAGGAUGCACUUGUUGCGGCUUAUCCUGUGUUGGAGGAUGAAGGGGAGAAUGUACCAAAAGCAUUGUGUAAAGGUGGAUCAGUAGUCUACAUGUCUUGUCAUCUUGAUGAUGAAGAGGUAGGAAAAAGCAGCACAUUGAUUACCUGCAGUUUUCCCCUUGAAACAAUGAAUGGUGUAUAA